AUGGCCGGUUUCGAUGUAGAGAUGAGUGAGCCGCCGAUGAUGUGUUUUUCAGAUCUUCACGACCUAUCAGGUAUCGAAAGCGCUUUGAAAUAAAGAGUUAUACUUGUUUCAUUUUUAGUUUUAUCAGAUCAAGAGCUGGAACACACUUCGCAGCUUUCGGAUAGUUUUGCAGCAUUGCUUUUCUCAGAAAAAAUGUCGGACGUGGUAUUUGUGUUGGAUGAAAGCGAAAGAAUCAUGGCCCAUCGAAUCAUUUUGGCCGCAAGAAGCAAUUAUUUCAGGUUUAUGAAGAAUAAGAACUGCUAGGAAUGAUGGAUAUUUUGAGGGCGUUACUUUUCGGAGGUAUGCGUGAAUCAGAAGAGCGCGAAGUUUUGAUCAAAAACACGUCCACGCCAGCUUUCAAGGCUGUUUUAAAGUUUCAAGAAUAUUGAUACGAAGCUUGAUAAAGUAUUUGUUGAGAUAUGCAUACACUGGAAAGCUGCCAAUGAAGGAGCUGUCAGAUGACGCGAUGGAGAUAUUAUUUCUCGCACAUCAAUAUGAGCUUCUGGAUCUGCAGAACGCCGUCAGCGAUUAUCUGCAGGUUUUUUUUUCUCAUUAUUAAGGGGCGUUUUCUAACAAAAACGACAUUCUUUCAGUCAAUAACCACUAUUGGCAACCUCCCAACAAUUCUCAAUGCAGCACACAUGUACUGUUUGGAAGACUUGAUUGAGUUUUGUAUGGAUUUUGCCGACCGCAACGCUACAAAUGUUCUGAAAUUCGAGGUAGGGAAUCAAUUCAGUAGUGCCAAAAUUUAAUUAUUUAUUCAGACGUUCGGUCUUUUGUCUCCAGACGUUGCAGUUCAACUCCUUCUUCGAGAUUCCUUUUGCGCUAGUGAAAUUGAAAUUUUUCGCGCGAUUUGCAGUGUGUUAGAGGCGAGAGCCCAAGAGGUGCUUCAUAUUUUUUUCUGAAAAAAAUUUCCAAUCAAAUCGAAAAAGCUCACGGAAGUUUUAAUAAAAUUGAUAGGAGAAAAAAAAGAAGCUCUCAUAAUUUUGAAGGGAAUUUUCAGCCGCAGCUGUUGCGCACAUAAGUGCUUCGCAAACAAAAUCAGCGAUAUUCCAGUUUAUUUUUGUCAAAUGUUUCAAACUCUGUGUGCAUCAUCGCUUGACAAUUUUGUGAAUUAGUUUGUUUUACGAGAGCUGAACCUAUUUUUUCUCAAAGUUGUUUUCAAUAAUAGGCUGUUAUUAUUAUUAUUAAUGGCGUUAAUUUAAAGUUAAAACUUGGUAAAAAAAAAUUUCAGUUUGUUUUUUUCAAUAGAGCUUCAGUGAGAGAAUAUAAAAAACAAUAUGAAUGAAAUGAGGCACUCUUACGUCACUUAACAAGCUUUCAAAGAAAAAAGCACCCCUAAUGUUCUCAAUCACAACACAGCCAAAAAUACCGUCCUCAUUUUUUUUUUCAGGAGAAUAAAGUGAGAAGUUUCCUGAAAUGCGUCCGAUUGCCGCUCAUCACGCAGUCUGAUCUACUAUCCGUCGUCAGAAAUUCGAGUUUUUAAGAUUCGGUUUCUAAAUUUCACGACUUUUUCUUUAGAACUUAUUGAUUCCGACGCGAUUCUCGACGCGAUCGCCCAACAAUCGGCUGAACUUCUGAAUCCUGCCCUUUUUCGCGGUUUCAAAUGUGAUAUGAAUCUUCAAAUCCUUCGAAAACGGUUUUUUAAAGUUUCCGACGAAAAUGUGGCUACUGCAGCGCUGGGAGCUGUGGCGUCGGUGGGAAAUGGGAAACCCUGUGGACUGCUUUCUGAGGCUGGUAAGUUGUUUUUGCGCAGAGUUUCGGGAAACUCAACUUUUCAGUGAGUUUGAGCGAACGAUGCACGAGCCACUCGUACAGUUCCUCUGAAGGAAUUUUGAUCGAACUCGGGAACCCUCACAUUAUCAACAAGAUAGUGAUGACCCUCUGGAGCCGGGAGCAGCACUAUUCCUACUACAUUGAGGUUUCUUUUUUGGGCUAAGUAGUUCCAGCUAGUCUGCUCUAUCGAACUCUAUAUGAAGUUUGUCACAUUUCUUUAGGGACUACUUGAACCUGAACAACAGGAAGUGGUGGGGGGACGGUUUGGGGAUACCCUUCCGAAUGGUUCAACUCUGAAGAUUUUUAUGGGAAGGUCAAGGAAAUUUAUCUGUGGCUUGAGUACUCACUUCCAAAUGAAUUAUGAGACGUUUUGUAAAAUAUUAUCCCAAAUGAAGCCAUCCAUAACUUUCCGAAAAAAAAGGAUGCUUCGUUGAAUUUCGUUGAAAAGCAUUCAUUGAAAAAACUUGAGACUUCUCAAAGUUUGAAAAUUCUUUCAAUCGCGAGUUCGAACAAAUCAUGAGAAUCACAAUAUUAACUAACUUUGCCCAUGGAGCGCUUAUUCUAGGUUCAAUGUGAACUCCAAUUUUUCGGCAUUAACAACUUGUGUUUUUUAAAGUUAAGUUUUCAAUCUAAUUUUUUUAGUAGAGUUGAUAACUUUUUUUUUUCAAGAUAUAAUGAAAUUGAUUUGUACUUCAGGCUUUCAGGAAGAUCAAAGAAACUAUUUUUUGCAGGUUUCGAUGGAGAAAAAGUCCUGGAACAGAGUGAUCGACUAUUCUAAGUACAGUUGUCAUGGACUUCAGCAGCUGUAUUUCACGCCGGUCGCAGUCAAGUUGGAUCGAAAAUUGAAUAAAAACUCAUUUUGCGUCUUCAAGGUUCAUUCGUGUGGUCGGCGUCGGCUGCAGUCCGAAAAAGUUCUCGAUUUGCACUUUCGAAGCUGUAUUCACCACGGAGCCCUUUGUAGUAGAUACGGAGACAAAUAUUAUGGGUGAGUGAGGAAAUGACUGGACCAAGCCGAAAAUGAGAUCAUCCCGAGCUAUCCUCUCAUAAUUUUGUGUUUCCCAGUUCCUGACUUCAACGUGGCGGCGAGUCAUCGACAGGCCCUCGUCGUGGAAGGCGUCUCCAGAUGCAGGAAUACUCUUCUCAACGGAGACGUGGGAUCCCAGGCCUCAUUCCCUGGUAGAGACGUUAUUCAGGUGGACAGUUAUGACUGGGACAGCGGCUACACCUGUCAUCAGAUCGGAGGCGGCGGAAUCACCAUUCAACUCCCUCAGCCGUUCAUCAUCUCCACAAUGAGGCAAUACACCGAAUUUCGACUUGAAAUCGUCUUGUUCUUGCAGAAUCCUGCUCUGGGAUUGCGACGACCGCUUUUAUUCCUACUACGUUGAGGUCUCCGACGACCAGCUCACUUGGAAAAAGAUUGUCGAUCGGACCCGUAUGAAGUGCAGGUUCAUCCGAGGUUUUGAACCGGAUUUCAGCUUGAAACUGUUCAGAAGUUGGCAAUAUUUGGUUUUUGAACCAACUCGCGCCGUUUUCAUCAGGCUGACCGGGACGCGAAACUCGUCAAACGAGGUCUUUUUUCGAUUUUCAUUUUAGAUUUCACACUGUUUGAAGAGUAUAUCUCACACUUCAUAAAUUUUUCUGAAAUUCAUCAAUAAUUGAACGAAAAAAAGUUAAAAAUAAAUUUUUUUGAGAAUUUUUUUCUUGUUAUCAAAGCGUUAAACUCUGGGCGAGAAUCCGCUUUAUCUUUUUUUUUUCUUGAAAAACAUGUUAAGGUGUUCCACGUUGUCCACCUGGAAUGCCCGGCCGACGAAACGGCCGAAAAACCGCCGCCGUCUUUCGCGAUUCCAGACGACGUCUCGGGUGAAGGAAUCUCUGGCUCAGAUAGCGAUUGA
Caenorhabditis auriculariae is the source of this 3707-nucleotide messenger RNA. Lineage: Eukaryota; Metazoa; Nematoda; Chromadorea; Rhabditida; Rhabditidae. The record is from the annotation of a GenBank genome assembly.